Tetranychus urticae (two-spotted spider mite) is the source of this 2130-nucleotide messenger RNA. RefSeq lists its product as uncharacterized. NCBI's taxonomy places the organism in Eukaryota, Metazoa, Arthropoda, Arachnida, Trombidiformes, Tetranychidae. The record is from RefSeq and is a predicted model, not a curated record. Gene Ontology annotation, molecular function: UDP-glycosyltransferase activity.
CUAUAAUAUGAUAAGCAGUGCUUCUCGGAGUUACAUUAAACCGGGCUAUAUGAAGACUAAUAUUCCUCUUAUCAUCAUUUUCUGUCUUUAAUCUUGUCUUCAAUAUCAUCACUAGCUUUAUGUAAAAGUUAUCAAUCACUAAUCCAAUCCACUGCAUUUUCAUUGUCCUGGAGUUUUUCCCAUUUUCAAUAUCCAUUACUUAUCAGAUGGCUAUGUUAAUAACCAAGAGAUCAUGUCAAACUCACCAUUGAUUGCUCCUUCAUUCAAUUGAAAACUGGGUUCUUUUUUAUCUCUCUAGCUGUAAAAGUGAAGAUUAAAUCAUCAGCCUGCUAAAAUAGUCUUUAAAUAGUAAAUUCAACACAAAUUCUGCAUAAAUUUUCUCAUCGAUUCCAGUGAAGCAUUCAUCUGUUACAAAUUUCUCAGUGAUAAUCGUAUCUGGUGCUAAAUUUACAGCCAUGCCAAAAAAAUACCACUUUCUUAUAACCGCUACAAACUCUUAUGGUCCAAUCAAUGCAGCUUUGGGAUUUGGUGAAUUGCUACAGCGACAGGGACAUCACGUUAUUUUCGCACAUCUAAGAAAAUUUAGGCAUUUUUCUGAAUCUCGAGGUAUCGAAUUUUUGCCAUUUUCUGAAGGACUUCUUAGGACCAAUGAUUCUUUUAUAAAUUUGAUGGAUAGCUGUCCUGACAGCAUACGAAAAAAUCCUCUGGAACGUUACAGGAACUACUCUGAAGCCGAUAAGGAAAGGUUAUCGCAUAUGGUGGCCGAGUAUCGAAGACUUGAGUCUUGCAUUCAUAAAAUUAUUGCAGUUCAUCAGACUCAAUUUGAUGCCCUGAUCCAUGGUUGGUGUGAUUUUACAAGCUCCUUAUUUGUAACAAACCACACGGUCAUAUCUUUACAAACAGCAAACCCUCUCAAUCUAUAUCACAACGGUCCACCUUACGGGUUUGGUUUGUCUACAACAAGCGAUAAAAGGCUUUGGAAAGAGGUUGCCCAAAAUUUUUUGGAAGCCAAUUCAGUUAAUAUUGAAAAAACAAAUGAAAUGCUGCGUUCAAUGAAAAGACCGCCAGAAUUUAAUCCUCUAAAAAUGGUUCUUCCACCCAAAUCAGUUGGUUUCUACUAUUAUCCAGCUCAAUUGGAUUAUGAAGAGUGUUUACCCAGAGAGCCAGCUUGGCAUCGAGUUGAUUGCUUCAUUAGGUCGCCUGGUGUUACACCACUUGCAAUACCACGGGACUUUUUCAAUAAACCUGGAAAAUUGAUCUAUUUUACACUUGGAACAGCUGUUUCAAAUGAUUUGGGAAUAAUGAGAGACAUAAUCAGUGUCUUGGCCAAAUCUCCCCAUAAAUUUAUCGUCUCUAAAGGUUUUCGUGGUGAUCAACUCGAGUUGGCUGAUAACAUGUGGGGUGAAAAUUAUGUUGACCAAAUACGAGUUCUUGAAUUGGUUGAUUUGGUUAUAACAAAUGGCGGUAAUAGUACUUUCAUGGAGACGCUUUAUUUUGCUAAACCACUCGUCAUCAUUCCUUGUUUCCUCGAUCAAAUGGACAAUGCACAAAGAGCUGUUGACAAAAAGAUUGGAUAUCGUAUCAAUCUUUGGGAGUUUAGCGAGCAGCGUCUUUUGGAUGCUAUUGAAAACGCUUUAAAAGACGUUGAAAUGCAUAAUCGAAUCAAAGAAAUCUCGCAAAGCAUGAGAAACUCAGACAGUGGCGUACAAGCUGUUAGAACGAUUGAGCGAGUAAUUGAAGAAGCAAAAAGCAAAAAUCCAAGACACUACUGACAAGAUUGUUUUUUCAAUUUCACUCGAUGGAAUCAGCUUCACCUUAUCAUGAACUUGAUGUCAUUUUAUCAUUUACUUAUAUCUGGAAAAUCGUCGUCUUCUAGAAAACCCAAUUUUUCUUGUCUUUUAAAUUUAAUCUACUUUUAUGUUUUAAAAUCAUGUUUUUGGGUUGAACAACCCAAUUCCAUAAAAAAUCCCAAUCAUAAUUCCUCAAGUAUACAAUAUUUGACCAAUAUUAUUAUCAACACUUGCCUAAAUGUAUACUGUAUUGUGAAAGUAUUCAAUUGUCAAUUUUAAUUCCAUUUACAGGAACAUUUAAAUUUAAAUUUAAUGUCUCUAUAUUAUAUGAUAUUCAUAA